This is a messenger RNA of Brassica napus (rape), 2696 nucleotides long. RefSeq names its product plasmodesmata-located protein 6-like. The transcript has 4 exons. NCBI's taxonomy places the organism in Eukaryota, Viridiplantae, Streptophyta, Magnoliopsida, Brassicales, Brassicaceae. Gene Ontology annotation, cellular component: plasmodesma. Bases 130 to 1140 code for a protein of 336 amino acids. The record is from RefSeq and is a predicted model, not a curated record.
UUCUGAAAAUUAUUUAUUUACUUAUAUAGAAAAGCCACCAAAGAAUAACGAGUUGCUUGCCAUUAUCUCAUAAUUACUUAAAUAUUUUCUAAAACACUCGAAAGCAGCACAUUAGCGAAAGAGAACGUCAUGUCACCGAUAAACACAAUUAUUGCCAUCUCCGUCGUCAUCGCAGCCGCAUCUCUUAUCAGAAACUUCUCAUCUCCUUCCGACAAUACUUUUCUUUACUACCACCAUUGUACGCAACCAAACUACUUUCGAGGAUCGUCUUUUUGCUCCAAGUACCUUCCCGGAUCAUCUUACGACUCAAAUGUCAACUCGCUACUCACCUCGCUCGUAAACUCAGCUAAUAUCUUUACAUACGACCAUUUCACUGUCGGAACCUACGGCAAAACCGUCCACGGGAUGCACCACUGCCGCAGCGACCUCUCCACACGUUCCGAUGAUUGCGCUAGAUGCGUCGCGCAAGCUGCUCGCAUACUACAAAGUCUCUGCGGGGGCGCGUCCGGCGGCGCGUUGCUGCUUGAAGGUUGUUUCGUGGAGUAUAAGAACACUAAGUUCCUAGGCGUGGCGAAUAAGACGUUGCUGGCUAGGAUAUGCGGGACACCGUGGGGGUAUAGCCCGGACGAGUUGACUAAGACCAGUAAGAUGGUGAGUUUCGUAGUGGACGCCGAUAGCGUACCUUACAGAGCUUCGAUAGGAGAGGUUGCAUUUUGCAUACAUGAGUCCUUAUCAGGUAUUGGAGUACCACAUGGAGUUCUUGGAGACACUUGGAGGCAUUUGGAGCUCAAAAAGGAGUGUUUAGAAUGGUCAUUGGGCGAGCAAGGCAUGGGAGCGACCAGUCCGGAGCGACACAGCGAGGUCGCUCUGAUCACCCUACUGGAGCGACCUAACCAGAGCGACAGGGAGAAGUCGCUCGCGGUUUCAUCACUCGGAGAUGCGAGAACAAGCCCGGAGCGACCUCUCGGAGCGACACAGCGAGGUCGCUCCAGCUGGGAGCGACGUUAUGGGAGCGACAGGGAGAAGUCGCUCGCGGUUUCAUCACCCGGAGACGCGAGAACGAGCCCGGAGCGACCUCUCGCAGCGACACAGCGAGGUCGCUCCCGAAGCCUGGAGCGACUUGUCGGAGCGACGGGCUGAGGAGCCUUGAAAACUCCUAACAUCAAGAGGGAGCGCAAGCUGUGGCUCAGUGUACUGGAGAUCUUAGUGCGAGUGACUGUAACGACUGUUUGAAGGAAGCGAACAAACAGCUGAAGUCGUUGUGUGGAAUAACUGCUUGGGGUGAAGUGCACUUAGCCAAGUGUUACGUGCGUUACUGGUCGCGUGGAGCCACUGGCCACGCGUAUAAGAAAACGUUACCGGGUAUGACGCCAGCCCAACUCAGGGACGGAACCAAGAGUUUUUAUCACCGAGGGCAACAAUUUUUAGUAUAUAAAUUUCAGUCAUUAUUGAUAUACACUUUUUAUGUUUCUUUUGUUCUAUCUCUAUUUUAUUUGUUGUGGGACUAUAUAAAUGGAUAAUUUAUAAUAGAACUGUUUAGUCUCAACAUUUAAUCUAUUUUUGUCUCAUUUUAAAAAUCAUCUCACCCAAGUUACCUGUUCUUCGCAUUUUACCAAUAAGUUUGAGGAACCACAGAGAUGGAAGAAAUGGUUCUCCAUGCCUCGCUGUCAAUCCUGCGCUGGAAGAUGUACCAUUGUCAGUUAAAAAAAAUUGUAUUUUUGUUUACCUCAUACUAAACUCAAAUAGCUUUAGCCUUCGAAUUAUUCGAGUUUUUCUAGGAUUGGGACCAAAUUGCUUUAAAAACUAGUUUAAGAAAGUAAAAGUAAAUCUAGGAUGUGUGGUUACUCUAAAACAAUUAUACUUGCCACUAAGAUUCACCUUUAUAAAAAAUAAUCCAUCGCAUUAACAUUGAUACAAAUGUAACUCUAACAACUAUCAAUACAAACAUAACCCAAAAUAUGUACUCGAGAUAGAGAAUAAAAUGUUUCCCUUCAAAACAUAUCUUCUUAAACCCCCAUGCUCCAAGUAUUCUGCAUAUGCAUUAACAUGGCUUUUCCUUCUGCAUCAAUGCUAUUCCCAUAGUUUCGUUUAUACCAAAUCUUAUCUCAAUCUAACAACAAUUACUGCUCCAUUUCAAUCAUCUUGAAUUGAGAUUCUUCCACAAUCAGCCUCUCUAGCUUACUUGAAGUGAUUGAAAUUUGAAACAUAAGUCUUAAGAUGCUUAAAGUUAAAACACUUAGCAGUGUCAAAAGAUUAUACAUCAAAGGGAGACAUCAUGGGGAAGCGGUUAGUAUCUUUGUUGCAAGAUUGAACACAUGAAUGAAAAUAACAACGCAAGAAACCAAUCAAGAGGGGAGAAACCACAUGGCAACCUUGAGUCUGAAGUUGGAGGAGAGACCGGGGACGCGUUUGAUGGUCUUUGUUGCAAGUUUGUACACACAUACGUCGAUGCAUGUAGUUAAACGUUUCGUGUGACUGAAACGGCGGUCGUUACGGGUGAAGUAGAUGGAGCUUGGCUCAAUACCAAGGGUGUGGUCAGCAGGCACGGUGAUACCCAAAUCAAAAAACAAAGCCUCAUCACCUAUAGAAUCCACCUUAACAAGCCAUGUAUCUAAGGUUCCCGGGUCUAGAUCUUUAGCAUCCCUUUUGUACAGACGAAAGAUCCUAGGCUUUCCAGAGGCUGGCUCGUAAGCUCU